AAACGGUUGAUAGCCAACCUCCAGCUGAAGAAGAGUUUGUUGAUAGCCAAUCUCCAUCUGAAGAAGAGUUUGUUAAUAGCCCAUCCCCAACUGAAGAAGAAACGGUUGAUAGCCAACCUCCAGCUGAAGAAGAAUUGAUAGCCAAUCUCCAACUGAAAAAGAAGCUGUUGAUAAGCGCAUCUCCAACUGGAGAAGAAUUUGUUGAUAGCCAAUCUCCAACUGAAAAAGAAGCUGUUGAUAGCGCAUCUCCAACUGGAGAAGAAUUUGUUGAUAGCCAAUCUCCAACAGAAAGAAAAGCUGUUGAUAGCCCAUCUCCAACUGAAGAAGAGUUUGUUGAUAGCCCAUCUCCAACUGAAGAAGAAACGGUUGAUAGCCAACCUCCAGCUGAAGAAGAGUUAGUUAAUACCCCAUCCCCAACUGGUGAUGAAUCGGUUGAUACAAAACCUCCAGCUGAAGAAGAAUCGGUUGAUAACAAACCUCCAACUGGAGAAGAAACAGUUGAUAGCCAACGCCCAACCAAAAAGAAGCUCCAAUCUCCAACAGAAAGAAAAGCUGUUGAUAGCGCAUCCCCAACUGAAGAAGAAUCGGUUGAUAGCCAACCUCCAGCUGAAGAAGAAUCGGUUGAUAACAAACCUCCAACUGAAGAAGAAACGGUUGAUAGCCAACCUCCAGCUGAAGAAGAGUUUGUUGAUAGCCAAUCUCCAUCUGAAGAAGAGUUUGUUAAUAGCCCAUCCCCAACUGGUGAAGAAUCGGUUGAUAACAAACCUCCAGCUGAAGAAGAAUCGGUUGAUAACAAACCUCCAACUGGAGAAGAAACAGUUGAUAGCCAAUCUCCAACUAAAAAAGAAGCUGUUGAUAGCCCAUCUCCAUCUGAAGAAGAAUUUGUUGAUAGCCAAUCUCCAUCAGAAGGAAAAUUUGUUGAUAACCAAUCUCCAACUGGAGAAGAAGCUGUUGAUAGCCCAUCUCCAACUGGAGAAGAAUUUGUUGAUAGCCAAUCUCCAACUGAAAAAGAAGCUGUUGAUAGCCCAUCUCCAUCUGAAGAAGAAUUUGUUGAUAACAAACCUCCAACUGGAGAAGAAACGGUUGAUAGCCAACCUCCAGCUGAAGAAGAGUUUGUUGAUAGCCAAUCUCCAUCUGAAGAAGAGUUUGUUAAUAGCCCAUCCCCAACUGAAGAAGAAACGGUUGAUAGCCAACCUCCAGCUGAAGAAGAAUUUGUUGAUAGCCAAUCUCCAACUGAAAAGAAGCUCCAAUCUCCAACUGAAAAAGAAGCUGUUGAUAGCGCAUCUCCAACUGGAGAAGAAUUUGUUGAUAGCCAAUCUCCAACUGAAAAAGAAGCUGUUGAUAGCGCAUCUCCAACUGGAGAAGAAUUUGUUGAUAGCCAAUCUCCAACAGAAAGAAAAGCUGUUGAUAGCCCAUCUCCAACUGAAGAAGAGUUUGUUGAUAGCCCAUCUCCAGCUGAAGAAGAGUUUGUUGAUAGCCAACCUCCAACUGAAGAAGAGUUAGUUAAUACCCCAUCCCCAACUGGUGAUGAAUCGGUUGAUAACAAACCUCCAGCUGAAGAAGAAUCGGUUGAUAACAAACCUCCAACUGGAGAAGAAACAGUUGAUAGCCAAUCUCCAACUAAAAAAGAAGCUGUUGAUAGCCCAUCUCCAUCUGAAGAAGAAUUUGUUGAUAGCCAAUCUCCAACUGAAAAAGAAGCUGUUGAUAGCGCAUCUCCAACUGGAGAAGAAUUUGUUGAUAGCCAAUCUCCAACAGAAAAAAAGCUGUUGAUAGCCCAUCUCCAACUGAAGAAGAGUUUGUUGGAUAGCCCAUCUCCAACUGAAGAAGAAAACGAAUCGGUUGAUAGCCAACCUCCAGCUGAAGAAGAAUCGGUUGAUAACAAACCUCCAACUGAAGAAGAAACGGUUGAUAGCCAACCUCCAGCUGAAGAAGAGUUUGUUGAUAGCCAAUCUCCAUCUGAAGAAGAGUUUGUUAAUAGCCCAUCCCCAACUGGUGAAGAAUCGGUUGAUAGCCAACCUCCAGCUGAAGAAGAAUCGGUUGAUAGCCAAUCUCCAACUGAAAAGAAGCUGUUGAUAGCGCAUCUCCAACUGGAGAAGAAUUUGUUGAUAGCCAAUCUCCAACUGAAAAAGAAGCUGUUGAUAGCGCAUCUCCAACUGGAGAAGAAUUUGUUGAUAGCCAAUCUCCAACAGAAAGAAAAGCUGUUGAUAGCCCAUCUCCAACUGAAGAAGAGUUUGUUGAUAGCCCAUCUCCAACUGAAGAAGAAACGGUUGAUAGCCAACCUCCAGCUGAAGAAGACUGUUGAUAGCCCAUCUCCAUCUGAAGAAGAAUUUGUUGAUAGCCAAUCUCCAACUGAAAAAGAAGCUGUUGAUAGCGCAUCUCCAACUGAGAAGAAUUUGUUGAUAGCCAAUCUCCAACAGAAAGAAAAAGCUGUUGAUAGCGCAUCCCCAACUGAAGAAGAAUCGGUUGAUAGCCAACCUCCAGCUGAAGAAGAAUCGGUUGAUAACAAACCUCCAACUGAAGAAGAAACGGUUGAUAGCCAACCUCCAGCUGAAGAAGAGUUUGUUGAUAGCCAAUCUCCAUCUGAAGAAGAGUUUGUUAAUAGCCCAUCCCCAACUGGUGAAGAAUCGGUUGAUAACAAACCUCCAGCUGAAGAAGAAUCGGUUGAUAACAAACCUCCAACUGGAGAAGAAACAGUUGAUAGCCAAUCUCCAACUAAAAAAGAAGCUGUUGAUAGCCCAUCUCCAUCUGAAGAAGAAUUUGUUGAUAGCCAAUCUCCAUCAGAAGGAAAAUUUGUUGAUAACCAAUCUCCAACUGGAGAAGAAGCUGUUGAUAGCCCAUCUCCAACUGGAGAAGAAUUUGUUGAUAGCCAAUCUCCAACUGAAAAAGAAGCUGUUGAUAGCCCAUCUCCAUCUGAAGAAGAAUUUGUUGAUAACAAACCUCCAACUGGAGAAGAAACGGUUGAUAGCCAACCUCCAGCUGAAGAAGAGUUUGUUGAUAGCCAAUCUCCAUCUGAAGAAGAGUUUGUUAAUAGCCCAUCCCCAACUGAAGAAGAAACGGUUGAUAGCCAACCUCCAGCUGAAGAAGAAUUUGUUGAUAGCCAGCUGAAGAAGAAUUUGUUGAUAGCCAAUCUCCAACUGAAAAGAAGCUGUUGA
Molecule: messenger RNA, 3152 nt
Organism: Bactrocera neohumeralis
Lineage: Eukaryota; Metazoa; Arthropoda; Insecta; Diptera; Tephritidae
Product: fibrous sheath CABYR-binding protein-like
Exons: 5
Biological process (GO): extracellular matrix organization
Cellular component (GO): extracellular matrix
Source: RefSeq, a predicted model, not a curated record